This is a messenger RNA of Rattus norvegicus (Norway rat), 3921 nucleotides long. It is a transcript of the gene Or1j16b, whose product is annotated as olfactory receptor family 1 subfamily J member 16B. The record is from RefSeq and is a predicted model, not a curated record. Lineage: Eukaryota; Metazoa; Chordata; Mammalia; Rodentia; Muridae. Gene Ontology annotation, molecular function: G protein-coupled receptor activity; olfactory receptor activity. Gene Ontology annotation, biological process: signal transduction; G protein-coupled receptor signaling pathway; detection of chemical stimulus involved in sensory perception of smell. Gene Ontology annotation, cellular component: plasma membrane; membrane.
CUGAAAUUCUCAUGUGACUAAGCUCCUGAGAUUCUGUUGUGUUAGAGCUCCUGGGAGUCAAGAUUUCUCUGGGUGUUAUAGGUGUGGGUGGGAAGCCAGAGCCCUGGGUCUGCUCUGGGCACAGUUGCAAGCUGGAAGGAACCCAUGCCCCCUGGGUCCUGGGGGUUCCAGUUAUUCCAGGUGUUGGGGCAGGUGUUUUGGCCUCUCCUGUGAUCCUGAGCAUCUCACAGCACCUAGGAUUCAGUCUCUGGGUGUUGGAGGAGUGGGUGCAGAGCCAGUACCCAAGGUCUGCUCCAGGAGCAGGUUCAAAUAAGAAGGAACAUGUGCCACUGGCUAGGCAGGGGUUCCUACAUCCCUGUGAUCCUGGGCUUGCUAGAGCAUCUGGGAGUCCAGCUUCCUCUGGGUGUUGUGGGAGUGAGUACAGAAUCAGUAUCCCAGAUCUGCUUCAGAAGAAGAGAGAAAAGACAGCAUGAGGAGGGACAAUGAGAGCACUGUGUCUGAGUUCAUCCUCCUGGGCCUUCCCAUUCCAGUAGAGGACCAAGCUGCAUACUCUGCCCUGUUCUUUGCCGUGUACUUGACAACUGUGCUGGGGAACCUGCUCAUCAUCCUGCUCAUCAGGCUGGAUUCUCACCUUCACACCCCCAUGUACUUCUUCCUCAGUCAUUUGGCCUUCACAGACAUCUCUUUCUCAUCAGUUACAGCUCCAAAGAUGCUCAUGAAUAUGCUGACAAAUAGUCACUCCAUCUCAUAUACUGGGUGCAUUUCCCAGGUUUAUUUUUUCUUAUUUUUUGGAAGCAUUGACAGCUUUCUUUUGACCUCCAUGGCCUAUGACAGAUAUGUGGCCAUAUGCCACCCUCUGCACUACACUAGGAUCAUGAAUCAGAACCUCUGUGUCCUAUUAGUAAUUGUGUCCUGGAUCUUGUCUAAUGCCUGUGGCCUUGUACAUACCCUUCUCUUGACUCGUCUAUCUCAUUUUAGAGAUAAUACAAUCCCCCACUACUUCUGUGAUCUCUCUGCCUUGCUGAAGCUGUCCAGCUCAGACACCACCAUCAAUGAACUGGUCAUCCUUCCUGUAGGUACGGUGGUCAUUACCGUGCCAUUCAUAUGCAUUUUGGUCUCUUAUGGUCACAUUGGAGUCACCAUCCUGAAAACUCCCUCCAUCAAGGGAAUCUGCAAAGCCUUGUCUACAUGUGGUUCUCAUCUCUGUGUAGUUUCUUUGUACUAUGGAGCCAUUAUUGGCCUUUACCUGGUCCCUUCAUAUAAUAACACUAAUGACAAGGAUGCCAUUGUGGCUGUGAUGUAUAGCCUGGUCACACCCAUGCUGAAUCCCUUUAUCUAUAGUCUGAGAAAUCGAGAUAUGAAAGGAGCGCUGAGAAAUAUCCUCAGCAGAACAAAAUGAAGCAACUUCUGCUUUCCAUUAGCAAGCUAGGACUCCUUCUUGAUUGGCAUGCAUAAUAUUAUCUCUCUGAGUGGGCAUUUUUCUAGUACAUUUUAAUAUGAUAUUCUUGCUAAUAUCUGGGUGUUAUUCUCACCUCUAUUUAAUUUUCUCAAUCCUGAUCAUCUUUGGAAAGAGUUUUUCCAACAUAGAUACACAAAAGUCAUCUCUAUAUUUUCCUUUGCACAUGAUAUCUUUUCACAGUUUAAAAUUUAAUGUCAGACAUUGUUUUAAUUGAAUAGCUUAUGUUUUUGGAGCAAAAAUAUUUAUCUCUUUUUCAGUAUAAGAAAAAUUCUUUGCAUAGGCUUGUUUUCAUGUUUUAAAAUUUUUGAGAGGCAAUGUCUCUCUAUGUAGCUCUAGAUGUUCAUGAGUUUGCUAUGUAGACCAUGGUUACCUUGAACCUAUAGUGAUCUGCUUGCCUCUACCUCCUGAGUGCUGGAAUUAAUGGCAUAAAACACUAUGCCCUUAUUGACUUCAUUUUUUAUGGUUUCAUUUAGUAAUACUUUGAAAUUUCUGCUGGUAAUAAUUAGAUACUCUACCUCAGACACACCACCAAUGAACUGGUUAUGUUCCCUGCAAGUUAGGGUCUAUCAGCCUGUUAUUCAUAUGCAUUUUGGCAUCUUAUAUACACAUUAGAGUCACCAUCCUGAGUGCUCCAUCUGUCCUUGGACUUUUCCAACCUCUUGCUUGUAAUACGCUUUUCAUUUAAAUUGACAAAUGAAGUUAAAAUCUCUAUGAUAAGAAAUGUUUCUAUGCAUACAUGUGCUGUACAAUGCACAAAUGAGUGGGACUAUUUCCUAAAUGUUUUUCCUAUUUUGUGGUAUAAAUACUCAGAGUUCUUUCCUGUACUACUUUUGUACUAUACACUGCAUCAUUAUCAACCCUUGUCUGCCUACUAUGCAGUCAACACCAUAGUUUCUUCCUUCGUUCAAAUUUCACGUACAUACCAACUUUUCCUUCUUCCCACAUCGUUUGCUUAUCACUUUGGAAUUUGUUCUUUAUUGUUCAAUUUUUGCAACACAUUCUUAGGUUGAUAUUAGCUAUGCAGUUACCUUCUUUUUUCUUCCAAACUCAAUGGUCCCUUGAUAUCAGGUGGACUAAAUGGGUACAGGUUCAAUGUGGUGGACAGGGCUUUGGAAACUUCUUUGUUUAGGAAGAUAAAGGGUAUGUGAAAUAUAGAAAUGAGAAAAUAGAGUUUAGGCUGGUCUUUUAUAUGGUGCUGUAAUUAUUUGUAAUCAGUCUGUUCUCUUUAGAGGUUGGGUGCCCAAGGCUGUGGACUGGAGAAUGGGUAUACAGAGCAUUCAGGAAUAGAGGCAAUCUGGACAGAGCUUAAACAGUUUUGUAGCUUAAUUUAAGGUAGCUAAGAGCUGCAGGCAGUUAGUGGCUUCUGGUAGAAGAAUUAUCUGUCUUCUACUGGGAGCAGAUCCCAAUAAGUUAUCCAAUUCCAAAUGGUCAGCCCUAAACACAUGCACAUAUGAGGAAUACCACACAAACCAUCAGCCAGCCAGCCAGUUAACCACGCACACACACAAAGUCACUAAAUAGGAUAUCUACAUCUAUACCUAUAUCUAUUAUUUGUCUGUCUGUCUCUCUAUCUGUCUAUCUCUUUACCUAUCUAUCUAUCCAUCAUAUAUAUACAUAUAUAUGUAUAUUUAAUUAAUAUGUAUUGAACGAUGAGGUUAUGCAUUUGAGUGGGGAAGAUGAGAUGGGGAAGAGUAGAAAGGAAGAAGAAGGAAGGUGUGAAAAUGAUGUAAAUACAAUGCUCAUAUGAAAAUCUGAAAAAGUUAAAUGAGAAAAUUUAAUCCAAAUACACUGUGUUCUAAAAUGAAAUAAGCUACACACUUAAUUUCACAAAUAAAUUGUCUUCUAUUUCCAUCUGAAAUGAUGAACCUGUGUUUUUGAUUUUGGAAAACCUCUUCUGCUCAGAAAAAGGUAUUUAACUUCACCAAUAAUAGCCAAUUAAUCUGACAGAUAUUAUUAUAUCUAGGGAUUAUAAUAAAGAAAGAGAUUCAAGUAGAGAGAACUCAGUGAUUCUGCUGAUACUCAAGAAAUUUUAGUGGAUGUGCUUCUCAGACAAUUGUGUUUAAACUUGUGUCCUUAGACUGGUAUACCAACUGGAAACUUUUGAAAUCUGAGUAAUAUUUUUUUGUUACUGAAAUUUUAAUUCAUACUUAUAAAAACUGAGGUAACUUCGAAGAAAAAUAAUAUACACAUAGCAUUCACAAUUAAAAUAUAUGUGCAUAUAUUUUGUAUUAUAUGUAUUCAUAUAUAUAUAUGGCAUUUGAAUUAAUACUAUUAAAAUAUUCAUUUAAAAUCACUAGGCAUAAAUUAUAGAAAGCAAUACUCUUUUCUUUCUUUCUUCUUUCUUCCUUUCUUUCUUCCUUCCUUCCUUCCUUCCUUUCUUUCUUUCUUUCUUUCUUUCUUUCUUUCUUUCUUUCUUUCUUUCUUUCUUUCUUUCUUUCUUUCUUUGAUUGUUCCACAUCCCA